AUGGCGGAUUGCCCCUAUGCCCGCUGCAUACAGGAACGCAGACAUAUCCGACGGGAGCUGCUGCGAUGGACAAAGAAUAUGGUCUUCGUAGUCGGUCUGGAACGGGUAGCGGAGGAGUUGAUGGGCCGUAGGAGAUGGAAGCAAUACCAGGACACCCUGUACAGCGGCACCCGCAGCAGCGAAUCACAGCCCCACCAUCGGCUUUACCCGGCGUUGUCGUCGUCCUGCAACCCAAUACCCGGGAGCCUGGACCAGAUUGGGCCGCAGCUGCAUCAACCGGCACCCACGUCGUUGCCGUCGACGGUGCUGACGACGGCGACGACCACGACGACGACGACGACGCUCGCGACCGGCGUGGUGAAGCAGGAGAGUCUGCAGAGGCAUCAUCUGCAGAACCAUCACCAUUUACCCACGCCGGUUCAGGACCAUCUACAACAGCAGGAGGAUUCGCGCCGUCUGAGGCCGGGCGACGUCAAGAGCGAGGCCGCCGACGAGGAGCCCACAGACGGUGCCGCGCGGGAAGACACCUCGACGAGGACGACGGACACGGCGACGUCGACGACGGCGACGGCGACGGCGGAAGUAGCGACAACGACGGCAACGGCGACGACCAUCGGCAUCGCGACGACCACGUCGACAACGACAACGGCGACCGGCACGACGACGAUAGCGACGAGACGGCGACGUGGACGCCGGCAAAACGACGGGGAGGACGUCGACGGGGAGGAGGAGGGCGACGAGAACGACGAGGAGACGGGACGGGGCCAGAACGAGGCGGAGAAACGGCUCAAGCUCGACGAGGACGCCGACAGGUCGGCGGUCAGCCCUCUCAGAACGGAGAACGAUCGUGCGACUCGGGAUCAUCCGACUGCCAACGCUACCGACACGGAAGGGACCAAGGAACGAACGGAGGAAAUCGCGUUGGAGCGGGCACCGGUAACGCAGGGCUUACUGAGGGUAAAGAAAGAGGAGGAGCUGCAGGAGGUACCGGGUUCUGGUGGCGGCACCACGAUACUGACGACGCCGGCGACGGACUCGGAAGGGACCAGGUCGGGGCUGUUAUGCCGCGACGGGAACGCGGCCGCGACAAGCGUCGCGACGCCCUUUCUCCUUGGAAGACGCACGAGCCCGCCGCCGGAGGACUGGAAGCCGCUCGACAAGUGUUACUUCUGCCUCGACGGCAAGCUACCCCACGACGACCAGCCGCCCCUUAGCCCGCAGAGCGACAGUAGCAGCAGCUCGCGAUCGGCGGAGUCACCGGCGUCGGUCCAGGUGGACCCGAUGGCGGCGUCCGUGGUCGCCGCCGCUCUCAGCGGCACUUACCCCACCUUGCUGCCCCAGUGGUGCUUACCGCCGAGGGAGGCGCCCCUCGUUGGGGUGCAGACCCAUCAGGACAGCGCCGCGGCGGCCGAUCAACCGCUCGAUCUCUCGGCCAAACCCAGAAAUUCUCAGGACAACAACAUAUCUCUAUUGGAGCAACAGAAAAUACCUCUGAGAAUGCCGACAGGCAUCGAUCCCAAGACUAUCCUCAACUCGUGUUACCGCGCGAAACCGCGAAUGACCGGACCGGUUGCGACCGCGGCGGCGGCGGCGGCGGCGGCGGCUGCGGCAGGCGGUGGUGUUCCAGUGGUGGGUGCCGGGGGCGGCAGGAGGACUUACACCGAGGAGGAGCUGCAGGCCGCCCUCAGGGACAUCCAGAGCGGCAAGCUCGGCACGCGGAGGGCGGCGGUCAUCUACGGGAUACCGCGUAGCACUCUGCGCAACAAGGUCUACAAGCUCGCGAUGGAGCGCGAAAGGGACGCGUCCCUGACUAGCACCCAUUCACACCCUCACGAGCCCGGCGCCCCAGCCACCACCACCACCACCAUCACCACCACCACCACCACCACUACUACUACUACAACACCAAAUACGACCCAAAACGCCUCCGCGACCACUCCGCCCCCGCAAGUGGACGAGGUGGACGACAAAGAAUUGUCCGGUGCGGAAGAGGAGAAGGAAGUCGAGAAGGCCCUGCUGAAACCUCUGCUCUCGUUGGAGGAUCUCGUAAGGUUUUCCACGCUCGAGGGUGCCGGCGGUGAUUCCCUCAGAAACUUGCUGCAACGGGGACACGAGACAGCCGAAUGGCCGGGACUGGAACACGCGAACAUCGGUCCCUACAUUCAAAAGAUGUUGGCUGCCGCUGCGCCAAUAGGCGCAUUGGAUACGCGAGACUAUCGCAUACCCGAAGUGAUGAGGAAGCUGAUGAGCGAGGACAAGAGGCUGAACAAGAACGUGAACGGUGACCAGUCCCAGGCGCAUCACCAUCAGCACCAUCCUCUUGCCGCGCAUCAGCAGACGCAGCAGCAGCGCGGGCCCAUGACGAACGACGACUUCAAUCCCAACAUCGAGGAAGAGGCCAGCGACAGCGCUCAGGGCAGAGCGAUAUUGAAGAUUCCGUCCUACAAGCCCGCCAGCACGCCGGGCUGUUCCAGCAAGAACGGCGAGCCGACUUCCGCCGCGUUCGCCCAGAGCUUCGCGGCUGCCGCCUCGAGUCCGGGCCUCCUGGAGCGAGCUAGUCCAGCGUUCUCCGGCACCAGCAGCCCCACGAAUUCGUUGGUGGGCAAAGCGGUGGCCGUCAAUUUCCGCGACGUCAUCGCCAAGAGCAUCAGCGUCAAGUUCCAAGAGGGCCAAACGCCCAGCGCGGCCGGCAUACCGGGCUGCCAAUCGGCCGGCGUGCCAUCGCAGCAGGCCAUGAUGACAGACCCGAGUCCGUUCAAGAGGGGUCGUUACACACCUCCGCAGCCGCCGCAGCAACAGCAACAGCAGUCGCCGGCGCAGCAAUCCAAGCAGCAGUCGCAGGACGCGAACAAAGCGAAGCCGGGCACCGGCGGCAAGGGCACCAGACCUAAGCGCGGCAAAUACAGAAACUACGACAGGGACAGCCUCGUCGAGGCGGUACGCGCGGUUCAGCGCGGCGAGAUGAGCGUGCAUCGCGCUGGCAGCUUUUACGGAGUUCCGCACUCCACCCUUGAGUACAAAGUCAAGGAGCGGCAUCUCAUGAGGCCGCGCAAGAGGGACCAGAAGCAACCGGACGACAAGUCGAAGGAGACCGCGACGACGGCGGCGGCGGCGGCGGCGGCCGCGGCGAUGCGGCCGGGCACUGCUGGCGUCGACAAGAAGCCACAGUUGAAGCCGCAGAAACCGUUCACGCCGCCCGGCGGUAUACCCGGUCCGAAUGGACUGAAAAUGCCUCCGUUCAUGGAGGGCAUGCCCCACCUGCCGUUCGCACCCUUCAACUUCUGGAACCCGACGCCCUUCAUGCCCUCCCCCUUCAUGAGUGGCGCGCCGAACGUGCCGAUCCUUUCGGAACAAUAUUUCGCGUCGCAGAGAAUGCGCGGACUGCAGGAGCAACAACGAAACGCCACGAUGGUACAGCAGCAGCAGCAGCACCAGCAACGAGACCGAGACCGAGACGGGGUUGGCGUAUCCGGAUCGGCAGACGCGGCCGGAACUUCGAACUCUCGAAGCGCUUCGAUGGCGAAGGCGCCGCGCGACAUGGUGGAGAGCGUCUACGACGGGCCCGGGGCGAACGGCAGUUUCCUGGACAAUCUGAUCAGGUCGAGCCUUGAGACAGGCAUUCCAAGGGACCAGCGAGCGAUAACGGAGGCGAGGAACCAGCAGUCGUCGUCGCAACAUCCGGAAACGAUGAGCAGCAAGACUCUGAUCGAUCAGCUCUGCAGAAAUUCGAGGAGAACCCCGCUGCCGCGGAUGGCGCAAGACAGUAGCGAGGACGAGAGUUAUCGAGGACCAACGGGCAGGAUGGUGCCAGAGAGACCGGAGCGCGUGCCCACGGUCGAUCUCAGCCCCUCACCGUCGGAGAGACGCACGGAGGACGGCAGCGAUCGGCUGACGUCACCGCCGACGCCUCUGUCCAUCUCCCGGGCGGGUAGCAGGGACGAGGACAGCACCCGUGACUCGAGGAUCGAUCGCAGUAGCAGAGAGCGCGAGGUUCACAACGGCGGCCAGGAGGAUCGCGACCGGAAGCAGCCUCUGAGCCUGCAGCAGCAGCAAUCACAGCUGAAUCACUACCCGGACUUACACAACCUCUACGCCGCGUCAACUGACAAAAAAAGUGCCUGUGAUAGUAAGCUUAUAGUAGAUCAUUCGAGCCAGAAGACUCAGCCGCAGCAACAACAAAAGGAAUACGCUGCCGUGAGCGGGCUGGUCGUGCAACUGCAGAGGGGCUACAACACCGCGAGCAGCAGAUCCGGCGAGCCGACUAACAGCCAGCAGCCGGCGGCGGCGGAGCAGCGCGGCGCCGCGCUCAGCAUGGAGGACUCCGUAGAGUAGACGAAAGUCAGUAUCAGUUAUCAGUAAAGUAUACAGUUAUGAGUACAGUAAACAAAAGAAAAGACCCAUAUACAGUAAGCCCACAUUCCCGCCCAGAUCUCUCACACACGCACCGAACCCGUGCGCCUUCUCUCGUUGUUGCGCGCCGCGAACGGGGCUUCCCUUCGCGCUCGCACAAUUUUCCCAAUCUCGCCCAAGUGUCUCUCGGGCAAGAGGGGACGAUUUUAGGGAGGUAAAAAAAAAAAAAGAAACCUCCUCGCGCGCCGAAUGAUCGAUUCGAGCACAGGGACGAAGGGAAUCCUCAAAUACCGUCGCCAACGCCGAUAAUACCCCCUCGAUUGUCCCACGAACCCCCAACCACCUGCUCCACCCCCCCCCCUCACGACCUCUCUAUUCCGAUCGGAAGAAAACCUCGAGCGUUGCGAGGCAAAGUCCAGUGCGAGAAGGGGAGAACAAAAAGAGUGGCGAUGCAUAAAUGCUAAGCACAACUUACCCGUAAACCCACUGCGAUUCCGCCAGUUAGCGCAUACCCGCCGUACGAACCCGCGUCCGGCUGGCCCCCACGGCCAACCUAGGUAGGUUAGGCGCGCGUGCAGGAAAACCCUUUCGACUUACGGCGAAAGUACAUUUCGCAUUUCGGAGUAUACCGAGAAACGUAACGGAUUAAAAAAAAAGACACACGCGACAUGUUCAUCGUGCCGAGUAUUCACACGCGACACGCUUUUAGUAGACGCAAGGACCCAUUCUGACCGCGUUUCUACAAGCCCGACAUUCCACGAGACUUUCUCACACACUCAGCGACACUUACACAUACAUACAUACAUACAUACAUACAUACAUACAUACAUACAUACACACACAUCAUAUAUACAAACGAGUACAUAUUACGCGAAGUAUACAAAAAUGGGGAACAUAACGAGAUACUUAGGCGUUGCGCGCGUCGUGCACGUGUCGUGUUACAAGCGGCGUAGCCGAGAUCCUUCUUUCGCGUCAAGCAUCGCCGAGUCGCAUCGCGGAUUCCGGCAUUUCGCGCCGAUGCGAAAUCCAUUUCCACGACGGACGCGGAGACCCGAAGUCUCGGUGAUACACGUUUUACCGCCCCGCGACCGUCGUGGCACUGGCCGCCAGCCGGCGAGGGAGGCUCGGCUCGCGACACGCAUGUGGGCACGCGCGCAACGCGAAAUGUUAGCCGUUCGAUGAUUAUUAUUACGAUUAUUAAUUACUGCAAACCACUAAUCAAUCGGUGGACGACGACGAAAGGUCAAACGAUGGAACAAAAAUGCCGACGCGACAGCAUAUUUUUUUCCUCUGUGAGUGUAAAACUACCUAAUGCAAAAAGAAAAAAAAACUUAUUAUCUACUAUUUAAACACUACUUAACUAAGGAAGCGACAUAAUUAUAUAAGGAAUAAUAUAUUAUAUAUACAUAUAUUUUUUGGUCAUUAACGAAACGUGUGCGAAGCGAGAACGAGCCAAGGCUUUUGUUGGCGCGCGCAGGUGACGCGUUUUUCUUUUUCACGAGGCGACAAUAUUUCUAUAAUCUCGUUUAUUUCGAGGCCAGCGUUCCACGUGAAUGCGUCCCACGUUUCGGGCGUAAACAUGGCAAAACGGGAGGAAUGCAAAGAAAAAAAAAAAUACCGGGAUGCGAUCUUUGUUGUUAGGAAUUGCCUAUAAAAUUGUGAUCUUUUUGUCCGAACAAUCAGUGUAAUGGCAUGUUCAAGAUGAAUGCCCACGCUUUGUCUAUGGAAUUCUUUUCUUUUGUGGAGGAUUUAUGUAUAAUGAAUAGCGUGAAAAAUUCAUUCUAAUAUUUUCUAAUAUUUUAUAAUUCUAAUAUUUUUUAAGCAUAAAAUGUUUCGAGCUUUUUGAUAUACGCAAAAAGAAUAAAAGAAUUUUAUUUUAGGAAUUUAUUUUAAGAAUUUGUAAGUAUUAGAAGUAGCAUCUAGUUACAAAUUUAAAAUAAUAUCAGUUAGUUGUAUUGCUUUAAUCCUCUGUUUCGCAUGGAAAGUUCAAAGAAGAAAGUAAUUUCACAAGCUCUUUUUUUGUAAGCAAUUACGGCCACGAAGAUCGCGAUCUUUCGGCGUCACGCUAUGGAAUUAAAUUGGUCCGAAUCCAGGCAGAGCUAGAAAGAUGCAAACGCGAAAAAAAAAGGAUCAGAACGUGGGAUAAGAGAGGAAAGGAUACUGUUGCAUUGCGCGCGCGCGCGCGCGCCGGCUCUCGAUUCGGUUUCUCCGAUACCGGAAGCGCAGACGUUUUUUCUUAAAGCGCGAGACGCCCACUUUUUGAUACGAAUACAAAUUUUCUACUGCGUAGAGAGGAAGAAGAGAGAGAAAAAGAAAGAUAAAAAGAAAGCUGCGGUUGCAGUAGCGCGAGGCAGUGAGUUAUAUCGUUUCUUCGCAAGGGAAAAGACUUACUAAACCUAGGAAUGUUUUAAUCUCUGUUUUCGUUUCUCACACAUCGCGGCUCCCGCGAGAGCGAUAUAUAAUGCAUUAGGGGGAACCAGCAGAUUCAUCGUGACGCGUCGGGACGGAUUUUGGGCAGACACUUCGAGAGCGCGCGCGUCUCGAUCGUCCGCCGCCGGUUUGAAGUGACGACGACACGAAUUAUCGAACGAAUGACGAACAUCGACGUUUUUAAGCGGCUACACGUCUCUUUCUCAUUUGAUUUUCUUGCGGAUUCACGCGGUCAUGCACGUCCAAUUGUGCUCGCGAUUGUGAUAUAGAAAACAUACUCGAGAGUUUAGACAUUACGAUAAGUUUUCGGGUUCGAGAAAAACUCUUGAAAUCUUGAUAAAAGAAUUUUUAUCAAUCGAUAAUUAUCGUAAGAAAUAAAUAACUUUAAAUGUCGAUACGCGACUCUCAGUAGAAAUUUUGUCUGACGAUUCAAUUAAGAUGAUAAUUUAACUAGAAUAAACAUGUUUAUAGUCCAGACUUAAAAAUAUUUUCAAUUUCAACUACGUGUAUAUUGAAAACAUUUCUAUUGAAAUCUGUAAUAGAACUUUACUUGGAAUUAAUAUAUAUUUUCUUAAGAAAAUCUUUUUAUAAAAAGUAUCCAAGUUGUUCAAUUAAAAGUUGAAAUUUUCUUGCUCCCUCAGCAAUUUAACGACGUGCGCGACUGACGUCGCAUGAUUUUCGGUAAAAUUGAGUUUCACAGAGAGACGAUCCGCGGAAUUAGUAUUAAAAGGACGAUUUCGUCAUUUCGUUAACAUAAUAGGCAGACCGUUGGACCAAGACGAAAUCGACGGAGACGAAAGCCGGAGUAGAAAGGAUCGGAGGCCAGACGAACGCGAGAAAACGGCGAACACACAAAAAAAAAAGAAAAAUAAAAUGGUGCUGUAGUGCGGGCCAGGAUUUCCUAUUUUUUCUCGCAUAGUCGAAAAGCGUAGUCGCGGGAAAAUGACGCGAAUAAAUAAAACGGAAAAGAAGAGGAUAUAGAGCAGCAGCAAGAAACGAAAAAGGAUGAUCCACACGCACUCAUCUCAUGACUCUCUUUAAAAGUAACGACUGAAAGACUCUAGGCUGUACAUAAAGUAUAAGGCAUGUAUGUUCGGUGUUUUAAAAAUGCAAAAAUUCCUUAUUAAUGCAAAAAAAAUUAUACCUACGAAAAAAGUAAACCAUAUAGGCAAGGCUACUCUCUCGGUGUUUUUUGGAACUAAACUUAAAAUUUACCCUAUUUAAAGCAAAAAAACCGUGAAUAAUGUAACUUUAAAGGAAGCGCGCGUAAACGCGGAAACAAGUUAUUGAGUGUAAACGUUAAGGUCUCCUUAGGGUUAAAAAAAAACAAGCUGAACAGCAACAAAGCGAAAUGCAAGCUAAUUAUGAUUGUGUGUAAACGUAAAUUUAAACCUUCCUUCGCCCUGUGUCCGCUAAGUCACUUUUUAACUGUCCACCACCACCACCACCACCACCACCUGUGUCUCUCUUCCCUUUAUUCCUCCUCACCUUUUAACUCCUUCACUUCCUCGCAGACACACCCUUGAUGAAGUAUAUAAAUCACUCACGGUGUGAUCUGACCUACUCGAUGCCUCGAAAUCUUUUUUCUAAAUGUUCACCAGGCAUUACUAUGCGAAAAGGAGGGAAAUAUGUUUAUACACUUGUUCUGACCACUAACUCACCCGUCCCUUACCCACCCUCCCACAACCUAAAGCCCCCCCCCCCAAACUCUUAUACCCGCAAAUUCGCAUCACCGACACACCCAGAAAAUCUCAAGCCCGAUACCCUUUAUCGAAAGAUUUAUCGUUAGAUGUGAAAAAAAAAA
Messenger RNA from Wasmannia auropunctata (little fire ant), 8584 nucleotides. It is a transcript of the gene Eip93F, whose product is annotated as mushroom body large-type Kenyon cell-specific protein 1. Bases 1 to 4332 code for a protein of 1443 amino acids. The record is from RefSeq and is a predicted model, not a curated record. Gene Ontology annotation, molecular function: DNA binding. The transcript has 9 exons. NCBI's taxonomy places the organism in Eukaryota, Metazoa, Arthropoda, Insecta, Hymenoptera, Formicidae. Gene Ontology annotation, cellular component: nucleus. Gene Ontology annotation, biological process: regulation of transcription by RNA polymerase II.